AUGAGCGCGGCAUCGCUGCCAGACCGCGGCGAACGGGCGCUGAGCGUGAUGGACAGUGUUCCUGUAGGAUUCGACUACUAUACGGCUUUGCAGAAGGCCUGGUCUCGCACUCCGGAGCGGCCGCCAAGUCUGCCGCCGCUCGCCACGGCGUCGGAGGUGAAUCUCAGCGACAUCGACGAAAUGCUCUCUGGUGACUCCGACUACGAGGAGCUGCGCCCACCGGUACCCCUGGGGCUCAUGAUUAGCUACUUCACUGUGGACUGGCGUGAUAGCGGGCUGUACGACGUUGUACAGCGACGAGAGGAGUCAUUGUCGCAGCAAUCCCAGAAGACGAAACCGUAG
This is a messenger RNA of Leishmania mexicana MHOM/GT/2001/U1103, 342 nucleotides long. RefSeq lists its product as hypothetical. Bases 1 to 342 code for a protein of 113 amino acids. The transcript has a single exon. The record is from RefSeq and is a predicted model, not a curated record. Lineage: Eukaryota; Euglenozoa; Kinetoplastea; Trypanosomatida; Trypanosomatidae.